Scheffersomyces amazonensis is the source of this 2561-nucleotide messenger RNA. RefSeq names its product ubiquitin-specific protease. Gene Ontology annotation, biological process: protein deubiquitination. The coding region runs from base 28 to 2364 and encodes 778 amino acids. Lineage: Eukaryota; Fungi; Ascomycota; Pichiomycetes; Serinales; Debaryomycetaceae. The record is from RefSeq and is a predicted model, not a curated record. The transcript has a single exon. Gene Ontology annotation, molecular function: zinc ion binding; cysteine-type deubiquitinase activity; protein binding.
GUAAUCACCAUAGUUAAAGCACUAGCAAUGUUACAACUUCCUUUUGAUAUUAAAAAAUUUGUAAGUUCCAAUGACAAGAUUUAUAAAGAUGAUUGUAUGUAUACAUUUGAUACACCAGAAAAUAAUGCCUUAGGAAUUGAUAUCGAUAUAAUUACAUAUUUUGCUUACUCAAGAAAUCCUGAUUUUAAUUAUACCCAGCAGAAUUAUGAGAAAACUGGGAAUUAUUUAUAUUUGAAUAUAACUAAAACCUUAAAGCCCGAAGAGGAAAGAAGAAAGAUUUAUAAUGAAAAUGGUGAAAAGAGUCAAAAGUUGCAAAAAUUAGAAAUUAAAGAAAUUAAGGAUGAAGAAUUCUAUAAUACUAAAAUCACUGUAUAUGAUGUUAAAGCUGAUAAAUCUUAUGAAUUAGAAGAAUUGAGUGCUGAAUUUAAAUCAUUGGUGGAUCAGAUUUUAUCUGCUAAUUCUUCUAAUCGAAAAGAUGAAAUAAAACAAUGGGAACAAGAAAUUAUUGCUUGUGAACAUUCUGUUGAUCUUCAACAAUUUGAAGUUGGUACUGUUGAUUUAAGUAAAUGUACUAAAUGUGAACUUAAAGAAAAUUUAUGGAUUUGUUUACAUUGUGGAGCCCUUGGUUGUGGUCGUCAACAAUAUGGGUCCACCUUAAAGGGGAAUGGUCAUGCAUUAGAUCAUUAUGAACUUACUGCUCAUCCAGUUGCAGUUAAAUUAGGUUCAUUAUCAGAUAAUGAAGAAAGCUGUGAUGUUUAUUGUUAUAAUUGUAAUGAUGAAGUUAAAGUUCCUGGUUUAUCAUAUAAAUUACUUAAAUUUGGAAUUGACUUACAAUCGCAAGUUAAAACAGAAAAGAGUUUAAUUGAAUUAAAUAUUUAUCAAAAUUUAAAUUGGGACUUCAAAUUAGAAGGAGCUGAUGGGGAAAAGUUACCACCAAUUUAUGGAAAGGGGUAUACUGGGUUUCAAAAUUUAGGUAAUUCAUGUUAUUUAAAUUCUGUUAUUCAAGCAUUAUUUGAUUUACCAAAUUAUCAAAAUUUCUUUAAAUCACUUAGUGUACCAGAUACUAAGAAUCCUGCUGAAGAUUUAACAACUCAAUUAAUAAAAAUUUAUGAUGGAUUAUGGAGUGGAAGAUAUUCUAAACCAGGUUCAUUAAAGGGAGAUGAUUAUCAAUUAGGAUUGAGGCCAUCAUCUUUUAAGACUCUUAUUGGAGACAAUCAUCCUGAAUUUGCAACUCAAAGACAGCAAGAUGCAUUUGAAUUUUUAUUAUAUUUCCUUGAUAAAGUCGAUAAUCAAUUUGGAAUUAAAUUGAAUGAACCUUUGAAAUACUUAUUUUCUACAAAGACAACUUGUGCCAAUUGUAGUCAUGGAUCAAUUAAGACUGAACUUAUUGAUAAUAUAUCAAUACCAAUUGAAGAUGAAGUAUUAUCAAUUGAUGAAGCUGGUAAGAAAAUUUAUAAAGAAGUUAAGUUUAUUAAUGGAUUUGAAACUUUAUGUGAAUCUGAAGGUGUUGAAGGUUAUAAAUGUGAUAAUUGUGGUGCUGAACCAGGUUUAGCAAUCAAAUCAAGUGGAUUUAAAACCUUUCCAGAAGUUUUAAUUGUUAAUGCUCAAAGAAUUAAAUUAGAGAAUUGGGUUCCAAUUAAAAUUGAUGUACCCAUUGAGAUUCCUGAUGAAUUAGAUUUAAGUAAUUUUACCGAACCUAAAUUUGAAGGUGAUGAAGUUGAAUUAGUUGAAGUUAAAAAGACAUUCAUACCUGAUGAUCAUCUUUUCGCUUCUUUAUCAGGUAUGGGUUUACACGUAAAUAAAUGUAUAAAGGGGUUAUAUCAUACCAAUAAUACUGAUAUUACAGCAGCCCUCAAUUGGAUAUUUGAACAUACGCAUGAACCAGAUAUUGAUGAACCCUUAAAUCUUGAACCAGAAGGACCAAAACCAACAAUAUUGAAUCAAAUGUCUCAGGAAUCUAUUGACAGUUUAGAGGAUAUGGGAUUUAGUGCUGAAAUGGCUAAAAAGGCAUUAUAUGUCAAUAAAAAUGAUGUUAAUUUAGCAAUUGAAUGGUUAUUUAAUAAUCCUGAUGAUAAUGGAAUUAUUGAUACCGAAUCCGCCAUUAAUCUAGAGGAAGAAAAUGAGCAAUUAAAAGAGAGAUUAUUGGCAUCAUCUACAGAUCAAGGUAAAUAUAAAUUAAAAUCGGUCAUAUGUCAUAAGGGUACCUCCCCUCAUACUGGUCAUUAUGUGGUAUUUAUUAGAAAACAAAUUGAUGGGGUAGAUAAGUGGGUUUUAUACAAUGAUGAAAAAGUGGUGGUAUGUUCCAAGGAUAACUUGGAUGAUAUACGAACAAAUGGAUAUGUUUACAUAUUUGAAAAAGUUUAGAAUGUGGCAAAAUAGUUAAUCUGCUAGAUCUUAUCUCGGUGUUAGUUUCUCAAAUUUGUGCCACUCGUCAAGCCGACCAGCAUUUUUACCGAUUCCGAUCGUUUACGUAGGUGAGAUUCUCACGUUGGUCGAGAUUAUGUCAUAUAUAGUAGAUUUUUAAAUAUAUAGUUUACAGCUACAUAAACACAUCCUGUCUU